Chelonia mydas (Green sea turtle) is the source of this 1394-nucleotide messenger RNA. It is a transcript of the gene IFT25, whose product is annotated as heat shock protein family B (small) member 11. NCBI's taxonomy places the organism in Eukaryota, Metazoa, Chordata, Testudines, Cheloniidae. The transcript has 5 exons. Gene Ontology annotation, cellular component: cilium; centrosome; intraciliary transport particle B. The record is from RefSeq and is a predicted model, not a curated record. Gene Ontology annotation, biological process: intraciliary transport. The coding region runs from base 217 to 642 and encodes 141 amino acids.
UGACUGUAACUCAAGAAAUAUCGGUUGUUGAAUCAUAGAGAUCUUAAAAGAGACAGACUAGACUGUUGCUCAUAAGAGUGUAACAUGGUUUCUCUGAAUUCCUGUUAGGGACUGAAUUUGGCUGCUAGGCAACAAGAGGACAGACACUCCCAUUCAGUGAUAUUCUAAGAACAUUCUUUUGGUUUUUUUUAAUCUCAUGCAGGCUAACAAGAAAGGAUGAAAUCAACAGACCUUUGCCUUAGCUCUGCAGGGGCUGAAGUUGUUCUAGCCACAUCAAGUGAUGAAAAAUACCCCCCUGAAAACAUCAUUGAUGGAAGUUCAGAAACAUUUUGGACAACAACAGGAAUGUUCCCCCAGGAAUUCAUUAUUAGUUUUCAUAAAUGUGUAAAAAUCAGCAAACUCACAAUUCAGUGUUACUUAGUGCGGAGUUUGAGGAUUGAGAAAAGCUUAUCUAAAGAUCCAGUAGAUUUUGAAGUGUGUACUGAAAAAGAUUUACAAUACACAGAAGGGGCGCUUCAAAUGGAAGAAUUUUAUCUUCCUGAAUUCCAAGCAACCUACUUGCGAUUCAUCAUCAAAUCUGCCUUUGAUCAUUUUGUUUCAGUGCACACAGUGAUGGCAGAAGGAGUAGCAGAAAAUAUUUAAUAUCAAAUUUACACAAUUGCCUCAAAUAUUUUGUAAUGAUAUUUGUAGCAUAAAGGAUAUAUUUAUUAUUCAAACAUUAUAUUAAAAUGGAUUUUUAAAAUAUGGCUCCAGUAUGUUCCCCCCCCCCAGCAAUUUAAUGUGUAAUGCAGUACAACCAUUAACUCUGAUAAUACCUUUGUAGUUUUCCAAUGUAGAGUACAAAUGAAGAAUUGCUUUUUGCUUAACCACUAACAUACGAGUAUAAUUGAUUCCACUUCUGAAUUGCAAUAUGUUGAUAUUAAAAGGCUGUUUAAGAUACAUUGUUUUAAAAUGCCAUUGAAUAUUUGUUUCUCUGUAAAAUAUUUCCCUCACAGAAAAAAUAAAAGUGUGAAAUAUUCAAACUUGAGGUCAUUCCCCCAACCCUAAAAGAAGUCCUUCCAAAAUUCAUUAACAUCAGCUGAGGACCCUAGGUAAGAAAAGAGGAUGAUUAUAACUUCUACUGAAAUAUUUAAAUACCAAGCUGAAGCCACUCGAGAUGGUUUAAUAUAUUUUAAUUGCUCCUAUUUAGCUCAUUGCCUCUAUAAAUAUUUUCUCAAAUCAGGUCACAGCUGCCUUUGCUUUAUGCUAUGACUGUCAUAAACAAAUAUUAAUAGAACCAAUGCUGAUGUACAUUAAUACAAAUUGUUUCAUUCAUAAACCUGCUGGGGUGUGUGCAAGUGAACAUUUAGAAAAACUGCCUGUAAAUAAUAAUCUUUUUUUUUUUUAAACAGGGA